AUGUUCAUCAUUCAUGCAGCUCCUGUAUCUGCAGCAUUCUCCGAGAUGACAGGGAACGUGCCGAAGUCCCUCGACAUGUCAUCCCUUUGGAACAAACUAUGCGCCCACCUUCAACGGCGUGCAAGCCAUUGCAACUCCUCCUGCAGCCCUCUGUUGUUUGCUUCUCCAACGUCUUUCCCAAACUUCACGCUACCACAAUUCAUGGCUGGCUCAUGGUCUAUCAACCAUCGACCAGGACGUCAGCGUCAAACGCCAUGCUGUAGCACUGACCCGCCAGUCCCAUCAUCCGUUCGCCAAUUUUUGACUUCAACCCUUGUAGCGUGCGACGUCGACCAGGCUGAAGGGCUGGCAAAGCCAACAGAUGCACUCAGUCAGCUCGCCUGGCAUUUGCUGUCCAUCCCGCUUGCCACACACGCCACUCGUCUCCAAACGAGCGCCGAGUUCAAUUGCAGGCCUCCUGGUAAUAUCCAGCAACGUCUUAUGUCUUGCGGAGUAAGUUUCGCCAAGUCGGCGCCUGUGCCUUGA
This is a messenger RNA of Pochonia chlamydosporia 170, 525 nucleotides long. RefSeq lists its product as hypothetical. The record is from RefSeq and is a predicted model, not a curated record. The transcript has a single exon. Bases 1 to 525 code for a protein of 174 amino acids. Lineage: Eukaryota; Fungi; Ascomycota; Sordariomycetes; Hypocreales; Clavicipitaceae.